Messenger RNA from Tinamus guttatus (white-throated tinamou), 435 nucleotides. NCBI's taxonomy places the organism in Eukaryota, Metazoa, Chordata, Aves, Tinamiformes, Tinamidae. The record is from RefSeq and is a predicted model, not a curated record.
AUGUCCCACUUUGAAAAUAAAGGCCUGAUCCUGGGUGUGAUGGCAGGCACCGCUGGGAUCAGCCUGUUCCUCGUCUGGUACCACAAGGUGCGGAAGGCCGGUGUGCCGGCGGGCGCUCCGGCGCUGCUCACGGCCCUGCACAACGAAACCCCGAGCGAGCAGGGAGCCGUCAUGGUUCUGCACGGGAGGCAGCUGCAGAUCCUGGAGAAACUGAACGGCCUGCUGCUCAGCGUGGACGAGCUGAAGAAGGAGGUGAAGUCCCUCCGAGAGGCUGUCCCGAAGCUGGAGGAGCUGGUCCGAGCCGAGCUGCAGGGCAAGGGGGAUGCGCAGAGGGUCAGCCCCUCGCACAGGGCCACCCGGCGCAGGAAAGCAGAGGCAGCUCCUGGCACAGCAGAAACCACCAGCUCCGAGGAGGCCGAGAGCGAAGGAGGGUGA